GGCAUGAACAUGAUGAAUGAAUUUUUGAGUUUGAGUAAAGCAACAGCAUAGAAACGCCAAAACUGACGAAGUUUCACUUCAUUCUAAUGGCAUGUAAAACACUGGGUCCCACUUUUCCAUUAUUUUAAGAAAACUUCCCAACUUCCCAACUUUUGUUUCACACACACUAACAUUCUUUCUCCUUACUCUCACAUUUUCUUUCCCUUUUUUCUGCCCCUUUUUUUGGCUAAAAUUUCUCACGAUUAUUUACUCUACUCGUCGUUGCAGUUGGCGCGAAAUUUUAAUUUUCUAGGCAUAUGAGGAGGUUUGGAUAGAUUUUAUUGCACCUAUAUUCGGCUCCACAAUGAAGCUGCUUUGUUCCUCUUGUCCCCUAACAAAGGGAGGAUGCGGAGUCAUUCGGCACUGUCUUCUACUUACACUGCUAUUUUUGACCGCAAAAGGAGCACUCUCGACUUCCAAUUAUCUAAUUGGGCUUGGUAGUUACGACAUUACAGGACCAGCAGCUGAUGUGAAUAUGAUGGGAUAUGCUGAUACGGAACAAAUUGCAUCUGGUCUCCAUUUUAGGUUACGUGCUCGCACAUUUAUUGUGGCAGAACCUCAAGGAAAUCGUGUAGUUUUUGUGAAUCUUGAUGCUUGUAUGGGCUCACAACUCGUGACAAUCAAGGUGCUUGAGAGGUUGAAAGCAAGGUAUGGGAAUCUGUACACUGAAAAGAAUGUUGCUAUCAGUGGCAUUCAUACACAUGCUGGUCCUGGGGGCUAUCUGCAGUAUGUUGUAUAUAUUGUCACUUCUCUUGGAUUCGUGCGCCAAUCUUUUGAUGCUCUUGUUGAUGGCAUUGAGCAAAGUAUUAUACUAGCUCAUGGAAAUUUGAGACCUGGUUCGAUGUUUGUAAACAAAGGAGAGAUUCUUGAUGCUGGUGUCAAUCGUAGUCCUAGUGCUUAUUUAAAUAAUCCUUCUGAAGAACGCAGCAAGUACAAGUAUGAUGUUGAUAAAGAGAUGAACCUCCUGAAGUUUGUAGAUGAAGAGUGGGGGUCAGUGGGCAGUUUUAACUGGUUUGCGACUCACGGGACGUCCAUGAGUCGCACAAACUCGUUGAUAAGUGGGGAUAACAAAGGUGCUGCCGCACGAUUUAUGGAAGACUGGCUUGAUGGGAAGGAUGACGGGAAUGUUUAUUCUGACAAAUCUCACACUGAAUCUACUGAAAGAAUUCCCAGGCGAAUUUCCAACAUCAUUCCUGAAUAUAAUGACAAGCAUCGCGAACUAUUGGAUCUUGCUGCUUCCUUUCAGGCUUCUUCUAGAAGAGAAGUUACCAAGUUUUUGAGCAUUUCUAGGCGUGUUAGAAGCUCUCUCCGGCAGAGUGACAAACCUAAAUUUGUCGCUGCAUUUUGUCAGUCAAACUGUGGUGAUGUUAGUCCGAAUGUACUUGGCGCAUAUUGUAUUGACACAGGCCUUCCUUGUGACUUCAAUCAUAGUACAUGUGGUGGGAAGAAUGAGCUAUGCUAUGGCCGAGGGCCAGGUUACCCUGAUGAAUUUGAGAGCACACGUAUUAUUGGGGAGAGACAGUUCAAGAAAGCUGUUGAUCUUUUCAAAACGGCAUCCGAACAGAUAAAAGGGAGAAUAGAUUUUCGGCAUGCUUAUGUGGACUUCUCUAAACUUGAGGUGACAAUCCCUAAAGAAGGAGGUGGCAGUAAGGUAGUCAAAACAUGUCCGGCUGCAAUGGGAUUUGCCUUUGCUGCAGGUACUACAGAUGGACCAGGAGCUUUUGAUUUUAAGCAGGGAGAUGACAAGGGUAACCCCUUCUGGAGACUAGUGCGUAAUUUACUGAAAACACCAGGCAAAGAGCAGGUCGACUGUCAACAACCAAAACCAAUCCUACUUGAUACUGGUGAAAUGAAGUUGCCAUAUGAUUGGGCGCCUGCAAUACUCCCAAUCCAGAUCUUGAGAAUUGGGCAGUUUGUUAUCCUGAGUGUACCUUCAGAAUUCACAACAAUGGCCGGUAGGCGUCUCCGGGAUGCUGUGAAGGAAGUCCUUAUAAGUGCAUCCAAGGAAGAAUUCAAUGGCGGAGUUCAUGUUGUUAUAGCAGGAUUGACAAAUACUUAUUCACAGUAUGUUACCACCCAUGAGGAAUACCAGGUCCAAAGAUACGAGGGUGCUUCUACUUUAUAUGGUCCACACACACACAGUGGCUUCAUUCAAGAAUUCAAGAAACUUGCUACAGCCCUCGUCCAUGGCAAGAGUGUUGAAUCAGGGCCCCAGCCGCCUGAUCUCCUAGACAAACAACUGGGCUUUCUCACUCCAGUCGUGUUGGAUACUGCUCCUCUUGGUUCAAACUUUGGAGAUUGCAGCACGGAUGUUCCAAGAAAUGCAACCUAUAAGAGAGGCAAUAUGGUGAGUGUUGUUUUCCGGUCAGCCUGCCCGAGAAAUGAUCUCAUGACAGAAGGUACAUUCGCUUUGGUGGAGAUUCUCAUUGGAAAGGACAAUUGGGAACCAGUGUAUGAUGAUGAUGACUUCUGUCUCCGUUUCAAGUGGUCAAGGCCUGGGAAACUCAGCACACAUAGUCAAGCAACAAUAGAAUGGAGGAUUCCUCAAGGAGCAGUUCCAGGUGUGUAUAGAAUACGUCAUUUUGGUGCUUCAAAAGGGAUAUUUGGGUCAGUUCGCCACUUUGAGGGUGCAUCCAGUGCAUUUGUGCUAGUAUGAGAUUGCUUUUGUAACUUAUAAAUUACAUCUUGUAGUAAUCAUUUUAGAAAUAACAUUGGACUGCCUGUGUUAUUCAUCUCUAAGAUUUAAUUGCAAAGGUUCAUAGAGAAUAUGCAUAUGGAUUAUCACCGUCA
Spinacia oleracea (spinach) is the source of this 2829-nucleotide messenger RNA. Its product is annotated as neutral ceramidase 2. The record is from RefSeq and is a predicted model, not a curated record. Gene Ontology annotation, cellular component: extracellular region. NCBI's taxonomy places the organism in Eukaryota, Viridiplantae, Streptophyta, Magnoliopsida, Caryophyllales, Amaranthaceae. The transcript has 10 exons. Gene Ontology annotation, biological process: ceramide catabolic process; long-chain fatty acid biosynthetic process; sphingosine biosynthetic process. Gene Ontology annotation, molecular function: N-acylsphingosine amidohydrolase activity. The coding region runs from base 344 to 2695 and encodes 783 amino acids.